Molecule: messenger RNA, 5197 nt
Organism: Gasterosteus aculeatus aculeatus (three-spined stickleback)
Lineage: Eukaryota; Metazoa; Chordata; Actinopteri; Perciformes; Gasterosteidae
Gene: creb5b
Product: cAMP responsive element binding protein 5b
Biological process (GO): regulation of DNA-templated transcription
Molecular function (GO): DNA-binding transcription factor activity; DNA binding
Source: RefSeq, a predicted model, not a curated record
CUCUAAAUAGAUCGUAUUGUAAUCUUUUCUCAGUCCAACGUGGUUUCUUCUCAGAGACUGCUUCGCAUUUUCUAUACUUGUUUGGUAAGUUGAAAACCUCACCCCACCAUGCAGAGGACCGUGCACGCGCCGCUGCAGUUUUAUGAGAAGGUGGCCAGAGGGAUGAACUCGGACCAGGAAAGGCCGUACGUGUGCAACGCUCCUGGCUGUUCUCAGCGAUUCCAGACGGAGGACCAUUUGAUGAUACAUAGACACAAACAUGAGAUGACCCUUAAGUUCCCCUCCAUAAAGAACGACAACAUGUUAUCAGGCCAGACGCCCACACCGACGCGCUUCCUGAAGAACUGUGAGGAGGUGGGAUUGUUCAGUGAACUGGAUUGCUCCAUAGAGCAGGAGUUUUGCAAGGCCCAGGAAGAAGAGGACAAUAAACAGAGCGUCUCGCUGCACGGCCAGGCGGGCCAAGGCCAGCACCAGCAGUCCCACUCGCGGAUGGGCAACCAUGACACCAGCAUUGUGAUCCAGCAGGCCCUGCCCUCCCCUCAGUCCAGCUCCGUCAUCACUCAGGCUCCUUCCACCAACAGACAGAUAGGGCCCGUCCCCGGCUCUCUGUCCUCAUUGCUGCACCUACGAAACAGACAGAGACAGCCUCUGCCAGCCUCCAUGCCUGGAACUCUGCCAGACCCGACCAUGCCCGGCUCCUCAGCCGUGCUGAUGCCUAUGGAGAGACAAAUGUCAAUGGGCGCCAAUAUGAUGGGUAUGCAAGGACCUGGCCACGGUAACUCCUGCUCCUCCGCUCACAUUCCCUCCAUGCACUCGGAAGCCAAACUGAGGCUGAAGGCUGCACUUUCACACCAUCCGGGUGCCAUCGCAAACGGCAACAUGAACUCCAUGGGCCACAUGAUGGAGAUGAUGUCAUCGCGGCAGGACCAAGGCACCCACCAUCACAUGCACUCACACCCGCACCAGCACCUGCAAGCACCUCCCCACGCCUACCAGCACCACGGCCACCACCACCACCACAGCCAGAGCCACGGCCAGGGUGGACACCAUCACCCGCAGGGACACAACCCCCAUCACAACUCCCACAAUCCCCACCUCCAUCCCGGGCACCCACACCAGACCUCACCGCACCCUCCGAUGCACUCUGCUUCGCAUAUGUCACCUGCCACUCAGCAGAUGCAUCCCACGCAGACACUGCAGUCUCCACCACCCAGCAGUGGACGGCGCCGGCGAGUGGUGGACGAAGAUCCGGACGAACGUCGGCGGAAGUUCCUGGAAAGGAACAGAGCGGCAGCCACGAGAUGCAGACAGAAGAGAAAAGUGUGGGUGAUGUCGUUAGAGAAGAAAGCAGAGGAGCUCACUCAGACCAACAUGCAGCUUCAGAACGAAGUGACCAUGCUCAAGAGCGAGGUGACCCAACUCAAGCAGCUCCUCCUCACACACAAGGACUGUCCCAUCACCACUAUGCAGAAAGAGUCCCAAGGUUACCUCAGUCCAGAAAGCAGUCCGGCGGGCAGUCCAGCGCCAGAGUGCUCCCAGCAGCAGGUCAUUCAGCACAACACCAUCACCACCUCCACCACAACUGUAGGGGGCAGCAGUGUGCACGGGCAAUCCAAUCACCGCACAGACAUUAACCCCAUUCACUAGGGACAAGAGAGACUGUACCCCAGCACCCACCCACCCCCACCUCACCCACGACCUUGCUUUCUGAGGGUUAUCAGCUGCACAUGCUGAGCCCCCUCGUUCCCUCCAUCAAGAAAAACCUCAAAGGCCUGUAAGGCUGUUCUUUAUACAGUAGCUACAGUAUGUAUUUUUAUAAACCAACCCUAUUAACCCAUAAAUGUUCUUUAGUUUGUUGCCUCUUUUUUUGGUGUGAGUUUUGCUAAUCUCAUGCAGCGUUUGAGUACGUUUUAGUGGUUUACGUCGUUUAGUGGUACAAAAAGGACCAUGGUGGUCAUUGAACCAGAGGACAAAGACACACUGUAAGCCUCAGACUAUCUAUCAGCGGGCUUUAUAUCUCUGUAAGCCUGAUGGACUGAAACACGAGUAAGUGUAUUCUCUGAAUACCACUUACUGGUCGGUUAUGUUGAGUGUGUGCAGCAGACACUACACGAGUGAGACGUCGCUGCCUUUCAAGCCAAGUCAAACUGUCCCUAUGGUGUCAUGAAGACAGGAAUAUGCAAGAGGCACGUGUAAUGAUGCUUUUGUUUCCCAGAAACAAAUAUGACUGUUAACCUUUUUUUCCAUGCCAGCGGAAUUCUCAAAGAGUGUCGUGAAAAAUACAGCGUGACGGCGAAAACAUGAUCAAUUGGAAGCAAUACAUCACAGUAUUGAUCACCUUCUCUACUAAAUGUCCACAGCAGGAUCGGUAUGGCCAAGCCACUCUGGUCCGAGGACAUUGCAUGCUGUUACAGCUAUAGAACUGCACACUGUGAUACCAGUGAGGCAGCUGAAACAAACUCCUCCGUCUCCAGGACCAACUGAAGCUUUAAUUAUUGGGGUACCUUUUGUGUGUGUUUGUGCGUCUGGAUUUUGUGAAUCCAUCGUUUUCAGUAUGCAAGUUAGUUCUGUAUAAUGUGUUUUUGGCUUCUUUCUUCUGCAGAACAAAGUUCAGCAGUUGUGUAAGGAAAGACAAAUGUGUGCGAGAAAAUUAUUGUAACGCAACUGGUUAAGUGCUGUACGGUUUCUAAAGAGGAGCAGUUGAUGCCUUUGCUUUCAAAAUGUCACAAUGUGCCUAAAUCUUUCUUCAAAUCUUUUUUUUUGGCUUUCUGUAGACAGCAACUCUUUUUCUUCAAAUAAUCAAAAGCCUUUCAUUAUCUGUGUAUUAUUAAGGAGUUUCCUCUGUCAUAUUUUUCAUUGAUGUCUGCUGCAUGUAAGCCCGAAACCAGCUGACCAAGGAUAAAAAGUACCGUUUCCCAUGUAACCUCUGACCUCUUCGUCAAUGUAUCCUCCUCUCUUCCUCAGGCCUCCUCUGCAGCGCCAUGGAUGUGCUUAUAGUGACCUUUGUUUUUUAUCUCCCUUGCAGCCUUGAAACUUUGCGCCUUCUCACGUUCACCACAACUCCUCUUUCCCUCUUUCCUAUGACCAGGAAUGUCGACUCAUUAGCAUGAUGACCACAAUGCACUGUGUUUUACAGUAGGAUGGAUGAAAUACAUUCCACUGACAGGUGGAGCGAUAGCAGAGCUGUCUAUGCACUUUGUCCUCUGCCAUGCCAGAGGGUAGAAUAGCCAUAUUAAGGUCAGAGUAAUUCUCAGUGAUCCUCCCCUUUUUCACACACCAGCGCAAAACGUAGCCGCGUUUGGCUUUAUGAAGAGACUGUGCCUGGUAUGCAUCAUGUUUGUAGAUGAAGAAAGCGAACCUAAGCUCACGUUGUAGAGACCCUGCACGCUUAAGAAAAAGGUUCCUUUUUUUAAAUCCUGGAAUAAUGUAGAUGGAUGGGAACCUUUGUCCUCAUAAUGGGCUACAUUCAAGUUUUGUUGAACAAUUUGGACUGUUUAUGUUGUGUGUUAACUCUUCUUCAGUGUGCGCAUUUUGGUGUUUGUGUCAAUGAGAGAAACCGAUUCUCAUUAAAAGGGCUUUGUCGUGCAACCCUUUGAAAUGAAGCUUGCCUUUUUAAAAGUGUUUGUUGAAUCCAUAUUUUAGAUCAUUCCAAAUUAAUCUCUCGCAUGUAAAAAAUAUGUCCAUGACCUCAGAAAACCUUCAACUGGAAUCAUUUGAAGAACGUUGCUGUUUUAGAGUUCGAUAUGAAAGUCUCUAGUCUCAUUUUUGACAGUUGGUCCAGGUUCAUAAAAAGACAUUUGUUACUGCACAGGAAGAAAAAAAGACAGAUGAAAGUGCAGUGUGAGUUUGUCCGUGUGGAGUUGAGAGAGGUGAACAAUUCCUACGUAUUAAAAAUGUAUUAUUUGAAAUCCAAAACUAUAAAUAUUGUACAUAAUUCCAUUCAUUUCUGUAAUAUUGUACAUGUAAUGCAACCACCUUUCUUGUUGAAGGGAGUAAAUGUGUGGUACAUGUUUGUAAAUAAUGUUUUCAUAGCACUUGUUGCCUUUUGUUGUACGUCAAGGCUCAUUUCAGCGCAUAAAUACAUUGUUUAAAUGUAAUGAACUGAUGAAUCCAUUCUGGCCUGCAUAACUUUGUACAUUUGUUGUGUGUCUGUAAUGACAGUAUCCAUUUUGGUUUGCAUUUGUACAGAUGUUAAAGUAUCACUGCAAUUACAUUACGGUAUGAAAAUAAAGCACUUGUUCUGUAACAACUAACUAACAUAAUUUAAUGUCCCUCCAAAAUCAAAAUAUGGUGACAUAUUUUCUAGUAACCAGUGAAAAACCGAACAAAGAAUGCAUUGAAUCUUUCAGGAUAACAUUGGAAAAAUGCUAUAGAAGGAAAAUAAACAUGAAACGAUCAAUACUUUUCCCCUGAUGCCUGUCCUUGAGACACAAUUGGUCAUUAAAUAGUUAGAAGCUUUAACGGUUUAGAAUACUCAUUCAUUAUUGAACCGUCUAGACAUCUUGAUAGUUGCCUGAUGAAAUAACUUGGCAGGUAACGUAAUCACACAAACACAGUUGUCACAAAAUAAACCACUAAAACCAAACAACAUUGCAGCCAAAUACAUUUAAAACUACUUACAAAAGCCGCAUAUAUAGGAAUCAGAAAGCGUUGUGUAUUGUUGCAUGCAAAGUGGCCUUGAUCUUUCAGAGAUUCAUUUUGUAUUUUUCAGAACUUUGAUACCGAUAGUGAGGAAUUAAAGAUACAUUGACACCCACAGAAGUUUAGUAAAAUUAUAUGGUUUUAUUUCUGGCUUUACCAUGACUUUAGGCACAGUGACCCCUGGUGGACAUUUUCUAGACCAACCAAACAUUUGAGGGGACAAAAAAACAUUUAAAAAAUGCAUCAUCAGCUGAACAAUGCAACAGAUGUCAAAUCAUUAAAACACUUUAAAACUCACUGGCCGGCCUUCUACAAUUAUCAGUGCACUCAGAACUAUUUCAAAGCUAAUUAAGUGGGUUCUCUUCAUCAGGAAGCAUGUUCUGAUUGAAUGCCACAGAUUAUAUUCACCUCAUACAAUUAUAAACCUGCAAUGUUUGUUCUCAUAAAUGGGACAGAGUUGGCUCCACAUUAAAACAACUUAUUGAAUUUUCAAAGCAAAAUUCACCUGCUAAAAUACUUAAAUGUGUAAAAAUUCAACAAUGUGCUGAUCUCAAAU